AUGCAAACACUGUCAAAAGGAACACAAAGAUACAGCAUAUACUUUCCUUUGGUUGUCACAGGUAUGUUACAAAAACCAGUGAACAAUCGACGCAUUGAACGUGUGGCCAAUUUAAUUCAAGAAUAUCGUAUUGCCGAAAUGAAACAUAUCAAUGGUAAAAGUAAUUGUCUUGCUGAUUAUCUUUCUAGACCUUCUGAUUAUCCACUUUUUGAUAUUGAUUAUGGCCUCGAAAGCAAACUUCCAUGCUCAACCUCAUCAAAUUUAACCAAUCCUUGCCAACCUUCGAAGAACAUUGUUGCCUACAUGACACUUCGCCCUCAACAAAAAAUUCCUGCACCAGGUGUAUCCAGCCUCGAUCAAGAGGACGAAAGUUCCGAUGCUACAUCCUGUACUUCUGAAGAUUCAUUUACCACUUGUUCACCACUUAUCACAACAACUCCAUCUCCGAAUGUUUUCGAUUCGAAUCAAUUAUCUCAUGAACAAGCUCAAGAUCCAACUAUUAGCCGUAACAUUUCUCAAUUAAAUCACAGCUCACAUCCUGAUUCUACUUUAUCUUCUUCGUUUAUUAUCAAAAAUGGUAUUCUUCACAAACUUAUUACUCUCACUCCUAAAUCUAAACGCCGAUUAUGCGUGCCUUAUCUUCCUUCGUCGAUGAUACAAUCUCUUCUUACUGCAAUUCAUGAUGAUCCUUUCCAAAGUGGACAUUUUUCGAUCGACAAAAUUAUGUGGAAAAUACGCACGCGUUAUUGGUGGCCUCACAUGAAGCAAGACGUCCACAGUCACGUUCAAGCAUGUGUCCUGUGUCAGCAAUAUAAUUAUUCGCGCCAAAAGAAAUCGGGCCAUCUUCAACCCAUUCCACCGGUCGCUAUCCCGCUCUCUGUAACUGGAAUGGAUUUUUGUGGCCCAUUCGCUGAAUCACCUCGUGAAAAUAAAUACGUCCUGGUCGUCACAGAUCUUUUUACGCAUUUCGUCACUGCUAUUCCGUUGCCCACCAACACUGCUGGCAUUACUGCAUUAACCUUAUUCCGUCACAUCUUCUGUCGAUUUUGCGUUUGUUCCACUUUAAUUACAGAUCAAGGAACUCAUUUUAAUAACAAUCUUAUGAGCGCAUUACAACAUCUUCUUAGUUAUAAUCAUAUUCUUGGCGCUCCUUAUCAUCCACAAACCAAUGGCGUUGUAGAACCUUUUAAUGCGUCGAUGGUGGUUCAAAUUUCCAAACUUCAACAGAAACAUCACAACAACUGGAACGAUUACCUUGAUGCCGUUGUGUUUGCGUACAAUAGUUCGAAACACAAAACAACACAGUACUCUCCAUUCGAGCUGUUCUUUGGUCGGUCUCCAAAACUUCCCAUCGAUUCGCCGCCACAGUAUUACCAAUUUGAUCGUCCUAGCAACUAUUUUGUACAUCUUCAAAAAAUUUUUCAAGUUUAUCAUCAGCAAGCAAAGUUGAAUAUUAUGAACCAACAACGUUACCAUGAAAAGUAUUAUGAUUACAAUCGUCGGGAUCCUCAUUACAACGUAGGAGAUUGUGUUUUCACAAAAAUCUUCGCUGCUCGGGGAAAAUUAGACCCACGCUACUCGACCGAGCCAAAGAUUAUCGUUCAAAUUAAUCAUCCCACAUAUACUGUAAGGCAUGAACCAACUGGUCUUGAGCAUCGUUAUCAUGUCUCUGACUUACGGCCAGUCACCUUAACUUAUGUCGACAAUGAUUCUAUUUAA
Messenger RNA from Rotaria socialis, 1719 nucleotides. The record is from the annotation of a GenBank genome assembly. NCBI's taxonomy places the organism in Eukaryota, Metazoa, Rotifera, Eurotatoria, Philodinida, Philodinidae.